UACCAGCUGGACAACACAUAUUUCAUGUUAAAGGCAUGGUUGGGGAGUAUGAUGUGAACAUACAGAAGGAGGAGUGUUCUUGUAGGGCAUGGCAGCUCUCUGGAAUUCCAUGUAGACAUGGAGUUGCAUGUUUAAGACAUGAAAGAAUUAAACCAGAGGAUGUUGUCAACAAGUGCUACAGCAUAGAUGCUUUCAGAGCUGCUUAUGGCAAGAUCAUAAUGCCAUGUAGUGAUCCUAGAGUGUGGCCUAAAACUAAUGGGCCUCAAAUGCUGCCACCACACUAUGAGAAGAAAGUUGGUAGGCCUGGAAAGAAGAGAAAGAAGAACCCACUAGAGGAGGACAAUGGAACUAGGAUGAGCAGACAUGGCAUUAUUGGACACUGCAGUGUGUGCAAUCAACCAGGACACAACAAAAGAAAGUGCCCUGAACUAGGUAGAGGACAACCAACAGCAGCACAUGAGGCAGGAGCAGAACAAGAUCCAGCAGCAGAACAAUAUCCAGCAGCAGAAGAGGAAGCAGCAGAACAUGUGCAAACAACAGAACAUGUGCCAAUUCAGGUUGUGCUUCCAGAAACACAACAAAGAACUAAACUACCAGUCAAGAGAAGGCCCAGUUGCAAGAAAAAGGCAUGUCCACAAGUGGGCAGAAGUACAUCUAAUAUGAUAUCUUCUUCUAUGAAUUAUGAUCUUGCUUCAUCUACUAUGAUUGAGAUUUUACAGGACCAAGCUAUAGCUACUCAACAAUCUCAAACAGCAGUGCCAGCUCCUCUACCAGAAAGCCAGUUCAUUGCAAACUGCAGAGAUGCCCUGCCAGCUCCAAGAAGCCACACUACUGCUACACUAGGUUUGAAGAGAAGGAAGAAAGUGAAAAAAACUAAGGAGAACAAAGCCCCAACAACUCAGAAGUGAAGAGCUACAAAGAUGUUAUGGAAAGAAGCAGUGUAGGAUGUUUUUCUUUUGCUUAGGAAACAAGGUGGUUUGUAAUGAAACCUCAUGCUAAGAUGUGGCUUUGGGUUUCACACAAACCAUGGAAAUGUAAUACUUUUGUUGCACAACUUCAAGACCUUGUAAUGUUGGGUCCAUCUAUCUAUCUUUCAGACUGCUUUGAAGUUCAGUUAGUAAAAG
Triticum aestivum (bread wheat) is the source of this 1124-nucleotide messenger RNA. RefSeq lists its product as uncharacterized. Gene Ontology annotation, molecular function: zinc ion binding; nucleic acid binding. NCBI's taxonomy places the organism in Eukaryota, Viridiplantae, Streptophyta, Magnoliopsida, Poales, Poaceae. The record is from RefSeq and is a predicted model, not a curated record. Bases 36 to 908 code for a protein of 290 amino acids. The transcript has 3 exons.